AUGUAUCACCUGGCCAAGUCGCUGUACUUAGCCGCCACAAGCAAAGAAGAGUAUUCCGUUAUUCUGCUUGGAUUAGAUAAUGCCGGCAAAACAACUCUCCUCUCCCAAAUCAAGGCGCUCUACCAGCCUCGUCCUGAGGGUGCCCCAGCACCCAACCCCGGAAAAACCGUCCCCACUGUCGGCCAGAAUGUCGCAACGAUAGCCUUGCAUGACAUGAACUUGAAGAUUUGGGAUGUGGGGGGUCAGAUCUCAAUGCGCGGUCUUUGGCAGAGCUACUAUACCAGCUGCCACGCCAUCAUAUUUGUGGUUGACAGUGCCGACGUGGGUCAAGACCCUGACAUCACACGACUUGUUCGGCGCACAAGCUCGGUGGCAGGCCCAGUACGCAACAGCACGCGAGGGAGUGCAAGCACAGAGGCAUUCUCAGAACAAAAUGUCGGAAUCAACGCAGCCAGCAGUGAGUUCGGGCGAUUAGACGAGUGCCGUCAAGUCCUUGAGUCGGUUCUACAAAAUGCAGAUGUGGCUGGUGUUCCUAUCUUGGUCCUCGCAAACAAACAGGAUCGCGAAGAUUGCGUGGAAGUGGUUCGCAUCAAGGAAGGGCUUGUCCGAAAGGUUUUUGAAGGAGAGACAGGAAGCGGCGUCCGCGAUAGCCGCGUGCUGCCGGUCAGCGCGCUGCUUGGGUCUGGGGUUCAGGCGGCUGUUGAAUGGGUACAAAGUCGUGUUAAAUGGAACAAAGAAGGCCGACCUCCAGUGAUGCGUUAA
Molecule: messenger RNA, 762 nt
Organism: Penicillium paradoxum
Lineage: Eukaryota; Fungi; Ascomycota; Eurotiomycetes; Eurotiales; Aspergillaceae
Product: ADP-ribosylation factor family protein
Exons: 2
Coding region: 1-762 (253 amino acids)
Biological process (GO): intracellular protein transport; protein localization to organelle; Golgi to plasma membrane protein transport
Cellular component (GO): Golgi apparatus
Molecular function (GO): GTP binding; GTPase activity
Source: RefSeq, a predicted model, not a curated record